Messenger RNA from Anisakis simplex (herring worm), 324 nucleotides. The record is from the annotation of a GenBank genome assembly. Lineage: Eukaryota; Metazoa; Nematoda; Chromadorea; Rhabditida; Anisakidae.
AUGGCUCAUUCAGCGCAGAAAGGUAAAAUUCUCGCAGUUAUUGGUGAUGAAGAUACAGUGGUUGGAUUCUUAUUGGGCGGUGUAGGUGAAUUGAAUAAGGCUCGUAAACCAAACUACUUGAUCGUUGACAAGUCAACAUCAGUAGCUGAAAUCGAAGAAACAUUCAAAACAUUCUGUUCUCGAGAUGACAUUGCAAUAGUUUUAAUAAAUCAACAUAUCGCUGAAAUGAUCCGAUAUACUGUCGACCAACAUACUGCCAGUGUUCCUGCUGUUCUCGAAAUACCUUCUAAAGAAGCACCUUACGAUCCAUCAAAGGUUUGUUGA